Molecule: messenger RNA, 2046 nt
Organism: Toxotes jaculatrix (banded archerfish)
Lineage: Eukaryota; Metazoa; Chordata; Actinopteri; Toxotidae
Product: zinc finger and BTB domain-containing protein 5-like
Exons: 1
Coding region: 1-2046 (681 amino acids)
Biological process (GO): regulation of transcription by RNA polymerase II
Cellular component (GO): nucleus
Molecular function (GO): RNA polymerase II cis-regulatory region sequence-specific DNA binding; DNA-binding transcription factor activity, RNA polymerase II-specific; protein binding
Source: RefSeq, a predicted model, not a curated record
AUGGACUUCCCAGGUCAUUUCCAGCACAUUUUCAAGCAGCUCAACCUCCAGCGCCUCCAUGCUCAGCUGUGUGACUGUGUGGUGGUAGUUGGAGGCCAGAGCUUCCAGGCUCAUCGCUCCAUCCUGGCAGCGUGCAGCUCUCACUUCAGAGCUCUCCUGAGCUCCAGUGAAAGUGUUGAUGAAGUUGGAGGAGCAGGAGCCGACAGAGGCGAAGGGGGAGGCCCCAGUGUGAUGGAGCUAGAUCCAGAGGUGGUGACCCCCGAGGCGUUCUCCACCCUGCUAGACAUGAUUUACACCUCCACCCUCUCCCUGGGGGCCUCCAAUGUGAUGGAUGUGCUGUUGGCAGCCUCGCACCUGCACCUGAACACUGUGGUGAAGGCGUGCAAGCUCCACCUGUCCAGGAAAAACUUCCCUGCCUCGCCACCUAAAGGAUGGAGGACAGUGCAGCAGCAGCAGGGUCCCCCUUCACACACAUCUGCUCUGGAAGAGUAUUUAGACGAAGAGGGAGUGGGAGUGGAGGUGAGCCAGUCGGGUGAGGUUGAAGAUCAGGGGGUGAGGAGGAGAGUCAGUGGCAGGCAGAGUGCAGCAGCGCUGUCCUCGAGGCAUAAAAGAAAGUCACAGGAGGACAGGCCCAACGACAGGAAGAGAAGCUGCAGGCUGCCUGGGGAAAAGUACAAGGAGUGUUCGCCUACUGUGACGAGCAGAAGCACCGUCAGCACAGAGGAAGGAGAAGAUCUGCUGUCCGCAGACUGCAUGAAGACGACUGAUGGACUCUGGGAAAACCGAGGCGACAAGGACGACGAGGAGGUGGAGAAGAAGUACGAUGCAACCAAGGGAGAGUCGGAGGAGAUCCAGCUGCCGAGCCAGUCAGACAGCAGCACGGGAGGUGUGGAUGCGUGGGAGAAGCUUGGAGAUACAGAUGGAGACACAGUGGUGAAAGUAAAGGUGGGAGAAGAAGGGGAGGAAGAGGGAGAGGAGCCAAAGAUAGAGGUGAUUGAGGUGAAAAAGGAAAGUUUAAGUGUAUAUUCUCCUGACUUAGAUUCUCCUCCAUCUCCAGCACAAGACUGCACAAACGAUUUAAACGCACAAGUAAACGACAAGAAAAUGGCCUCAGUGGUCAGCCCCACAGAGGGAGGUGGCGAUAGCUCUUUACAAUCUCAGCUGUGCACAGAUCCUCAAACUGAUGGACACAGAGAUGACGGAGGUUUGGGUGAGGACUCAGUAGACGGUGAAGGCCUGGACAGUCUGUCAGAGCUGGCCUUUUCCUGCUUCCUCAAUCCCAGUGCUGAAUGUGUAAUGGGAGCUCUGGAGGAAGAAGACAGCCUAGCCAGUCUCACAGCCGCUGCUACUGCAGCCGCCGCCGCCAGUGAUGCUCCUGCAGGUGCUGGAAAUGCGGGUGACCUAUGUCAAAACUCAGAAGAAGCAAACAUCUCUUCUGCUCCGUCCUCUGAUUCCUCCUCCUCUCUUGUGUUUCCAGUAACUUCUGUUCCCUUGCAGCAGCUUCUCCCGACUCAGAGCCCUGGUUUUAACGACACACUCAUCCUACAGCCCUCCCAGAACUCUUUUGGGGGGUUUCUGAGCGGCAUCAGACCGGGCCUCGGUCUAGAAGCCUCCCUUGUCCAACCCGCCAGGGUUGGGAAAAUUGCAGGGGCAACGACCUUCCGUCGCAUCGCCCCCAAAGUGCCGCCUGGAUUAGAGGCCAGCACAGAUCCUUCGUCUUCCUCUGGAUCAGCGGGGGAUGCUGCUGAUCGGCCACCUCUAACCAGAGCUUCCGAGGAUGUUCUGUCCAAGUGCAAGAAAGCAGCCGCUGAAGACCAUGUGCUGUUAGUGGAAGGGGAGAAGAAAUACGCCUGCAACAUCUGCUGUAAGACGUUCAUGAACCUGACUGACUGUAAAAAGCAUAUUCGGGUGCACACAGGAGAAAAGCCCUAUCCCUGUCCAAAGUGUGGCAAACGCUUCAGCCAGUCCUCGCAUCUGUACAAGCACUCUAAGAACACCUGUCUAAACUGGAAAGAUGAUCAGUCCUUCUCAGAAUCUCUACUCUGA